This is a messenger RNA of Cajanus cajan (pigeon pea), 1835 nucleotides long. It is a transcript of the gene PCS1, whose product is annotated as Eukaryotic aspartyl protease family protein. NCBI's taxonomy places the organism in Eukaryota, Viridiplantae, Streptophyta, Magnoliopsida, Fabales, Fabaceae. The record is from RefSeq and is a predicted model, not a curated record. Gene Ontology annotation, biological process: proteolysis. Gene Ontology annotation, molecular function: aspartic-type endopeptidase activity.
GAUCUUUUUCUUGAGUAGUGGAAGAGGGUUUUUCUCACUUAUAACUCUAAAUCUUGAAGCAAUUCCUAUACUUUUCUUUGCCCCCAAAAUUUAUAACAAAUCCUCCAUAAUUACUCCAUACCUCUUCUCUUUUUCUUGUCCACACUAGAGACUAUUUCUGCUCCACGUACUGUCACUGAAAACAUCUUCUCCAAAACACUCGGACUUCAUAACCCUCCAUUUUAAGUUUUUAACUCCCCCAUAAACCAAAAUCCAAAACCCUUCAAAACACCAUAAUGAGGCCCAAAACCACACACACCCUUUUAACCCCACGUCUCAGACUUGUCAUGCUUCUCAUCCUACAAACAUUUCUUGCCACAAGUGAGGCCAAGACUCUAGCUUUGCCACUAAAGUCACAAGUGAUCCCAUCUGGGUAUCUCCCAAGGCCACCCAACAAGCUUCGUUUCCACCACAACGUGAGCCUCACCGUGUCCAUAACAGUUGGAACACCCCCACAGAACGUGUCCAUGGUCAUUGACACAGGAAGCGAACUCUCGUGGCUCCACUGCAACAACACAACCACCACGCGGGUCAUACCCGACCCGCUUUUCAACCCGAAUCACUCUUCCUCCUACUCCCCCAUCUCGUGCUCUUCGUCGACAUGCACCACCCGAACCCGAGACUUUCCGAUACCCGCUUCGUGCGACUCCAACAACCUCUGCCAUGCAACACUCUCCUACGCCGACGCUUCUUCCUCAGAAGGGAACCUCGCUUCGGACACGUUCGGGUUCGGGUCAUUCGUUAACCCGGGAAUCGUGUUCGGGUGCAUGAACUCUUCCUUCAGCACUAACUCGGACUCGGACUCCAACACAACCGGGUUAAUGGGUAUGAAUCUCGGGUCACUCUCGUUGGUUUCUCAGUUAAAAAUACCCAAAUUCUCGUACUGCAUAUCGGGUUCUGAUUUCUCGGGCAUUUUACUUCUCGGGGAAUCCAAUUUCUCGUGGGUCGGGCCGUUAAACUACACUCCCUUGGUUCAAAUAUCCACUCCUUUACCCUACUUCGACCGGUCCGCGUACACGGUUCGGUUCAAAGGAAUUAAGGUUUCGGGUCAAUUACUAAAUAUCUCGGGCAAUGAUUUGAUACCGGAUCAUACCGGGGCGGGUCAAACCAUGUUUGAUUUGGGUACCCAAUUUACUUUUUUACUUGGCCCGGUUUAUAAUGUACUGAGAGAUGAGUUUUUGAAGCAAACAAAUGGUACUUUGCGGGUAUUGGAUGAUCCGAAUUUUGUUUUUCAAAUAGCGAUGGAUCUUUGUUACCGGGUGCCCAUGAACCGAUCCGAAUUACCGGUGUUACCGAGUGUGAGUUUGGUAUUUGACGGGGCGGAGAUGCGGGUUUCGGGUGAGCAGCUUUUGUAUCGGGUGCCGGGUUUGGUUCGGGGCAAUGAUUGGGUUUAUUGCUUCACAUUUGGGAACUCGGAUCUUCUUGGUGUGGAGGCAUUUAUCAUUGGUCAUCACCAACAAGAGAACAUGUGGAUGGAGUUUGAUCUUGUGGAACAUAGGAUUGGGCUGGCUCAUGCACGCUGUGAUUUGGUUGGUCAAAAGCUACUUGGGUUGGGCUGAGUGGGCCCACUUGCUUCAUUGGGGGGUGUGGUCCUUAGUGAAGAGAUCUUUGAAGGAGAGAGUGAGGGGUUAGUGUAUAUGUUUAAAGAACUUGGUGAUGUUUAAAGUUGUGGGUCCAAUUCAUUUAGAUGGCAGUGAGCUUAGAGGUAUAGGUAAGAUUAAAUGCUUACUUUGUACAUUUCAUUGUUUUAUUGUUUUUAGUAACCAAAUAAAUUUGAAAUUAAUGUUGCUUCUUUA